AUUAGUUCAAAAAUUCAGUUCAAGCUCGUGAUUAGCAAAUCUUUACUAGCAUUAGUAAAGUAAUGUUAGUAUAACCCAAAGCUUUAUUUAAUUUAUGUAUCAAAGAGUAAAUUCGGAUCUAAGUAAUUAAAUAAUGAUGAUGUACUAUUCUUAACUAAUUAUAUAUGGUGUGGAAGUGCACAACAUGCACUGGCUUAUAUGCUAUAUCCAUUCCAUUAUAAAGAAUAUAUUAAUAUGGGCAGAACUCAAUAAUAAUUCUUUUUUGUUCUCAAUGACUGGUGUACCUAUGUACUGCACAAUCCGGCACCAUCAUAAUUGUAAAAUAUAUAUAUAAUAAUUCUUUUUGGGUCCACCCAAAAUGCAAGAUGAAAUUUUUUUAUUGUCAAUUAAUCGAACGACAAUUUAAUUUAGCAAAAUUAACUAUUGAGGUCUGCACGGACCUAUUCCUUGUAAGUUGCAACUCUGUGUUUACAGUUUCUAUUUCUUCGAAAAAUUAAGUGCCAAUAUUUAUCGUUAAUGCUGAGGUUAAAUGAAUAGUAAUCAACGAAAGAAACAAGCUUUUGUUUAUUAAAUAUAAUCUCUUUUGAUUAUGUAAAGAAGGGGCCGCCUACAUGAUUUGUUUGCAUAGGGUAGAUUAUUCAUUAAUUUUCUCGGAAGGAAGCUUUUCAGUUUGCCUAGACCACGAAAGCGAUGGGUGCCGAUCGAUGGCUGUUUAUUAAUCAGUCUUCACAAAGGAAAAGUUAUCUAAUAAUAAUGGAGCCUUUGUUUAUUUAUCUAAUCAACCAAUAUCUACCUCAAAUUCCUUGUUAAUUAAACUCGAGGACGUUUUGUUUUAUGUAUCAGAACCAUCUUCCACUUGUUGGCUUCUAGGCAGGUUAAGAAAAGUUGUUGUUUUGAAUUUUUUGAUUGUUUUACAGUUUACACCACAAAUUUUGUCUUGUAGCACAUUGGUGAGUUACAAGAUAAUUAAGGAGUUUAUAGGACCACACCCAUUAUAACAAUUAAAGUUGUUUAAAUUGGGCCUUAUGGAUAUUGAUUUUAAACCCAAGUCACUAGCUCAUUAAUGAGCAUGGACAUGAUUCAAUAAGGGACAUAGGCCUCUCGUAAGCGGCCAUGCCACGAGAUGACAUGAAAAUUUCUAACUAUGAGAAGUCCAUGGCCGCGAAUGAGGAGGCCAUGUCGCCUCAUGAUCCAAAAUAUACUAAGUCUGAGAAGGUCAUGCCGCCUCACGAGAAGGGUCAUGUGCAUGAUUAAGAGGUCCAUGGCCGUGUCAUGUGAUUGCCAUGGACGCGAAGCAAGAAGCAUUAGAAAUGAUUGAAAAUACUAAGUAUGGAAAGGGCAUGCCGCCUCAUGAGAGGGGCCUUGUGCAUGAUUGAGAAGUCCAUGCCACUUCACAAGAGUGGCCAUGGACACGAAUGAGAAGGGCGUGGUGAUGGAGCAUUAUAUCACUAGUGAAUAUGUCUCAAGAGGUCCAUGACCGUUAGACAAGAAGGCCAUGGACAUGAGUAAGAAGUUCAUGGUCGUAAGACAAGAAGGCCAUGGACAUGAGUAAGAAGUCCAUGGCCGCGAGGCAAGAAGACCACGACCCCCUUUGUGAGACACCACAUGCUCGUCAAAAGACUAGCAUGGCACGAGAUUCAAAACAAGACCAGGCGAGGCAAGCUAUACUCCAAAACCCACGACAGUUCCAAGAGAGGCACCUAGGCGGUUGAAGGAGUAACCACCACUCUGAGGAAGCAGGGAGCGGUUCUUUUUGGGAGUUAUCCAAGAGGCGUUUUUCUACCGAAGAAGGAGGAGCGGUUCCAACAAGCGGUUUUCUAUGGCGGUUACCUCCUCGGGGCUAUAAAUAAGAGGAGGGGUCAACAGAGACAAGGGUUCCAAAACCAACACUCUGACACACAUGUCACGUUUAUCCUUUACCUUUUCUCUAUCAUGUAGCCAUAGAUGUAGUUCGUAGUUUGGAGCUCUCGCGGAACCUCCAUAGGAGUAGAAGUAAUUUAAUUUAGAUCUCGUUCCCAAAAACCAUCAAUCAAACACCCUUGUUUGAACUUUGUUUGAAGAGGUGUGAGCCGUGUCUUAGAAAUCGUUGUCCAUAGAAGUCAAAGGUGCAAUCCAUCUCAUUUCAACAAGAGUUUUCUCGUCGGAAAACAAAUUUGGCACACCUGGUGGGACCAUUGUGUUUUAUUGGAUGGCUCCACGACUAAGAGAACAAGAAGGUGAUCUUUCACCUGGGUUCGUGAUGGAUCUUGUCGCCAAUUUUGAACUUUGCCAAGAAGGAAAAGGAUUGGUCGGAAACAAUGGCAAGGUAGAGGCUUUGCCACCGCCGGCACCUUCUGUCAAAGUAACCACCACCGCUAUGUCACGCCAUUUGAUAGUGGAGGAGACACAGAAGAUGAUGGUGGAGAACCGCCUGGCCAUGGAGGAAAACCGCCAGGACAUGGAGGAGAACUCCAUUUCAUGGAGGAGGGUUGGGAUGAACUUGUUAGAUGUUCACAUCAGACAAGUCUCAAACUUGCUUCUCUUAGUUCCACCUUAGAUAGAAGGUUGGACCAAUUAUUUAAAGUAGUUAUAAAAAAUAAAAAUAGCUUGGAUGAGUGUAAGAAAAGUAUUAUAGACCC
Molecule: messenger RNA, 2618 nt
Organism: Linum trigynum
Lineage: Eukaryota; Viridiplantae; Streptophyta; Magnoliopsida; Malpighiales; Linaceae
Source: the annotation of a GenBank genome assembly